AUGUUCCUCCUCCACCGGCAGCGCGUCGCCGCCCUCCAGCUCCAAAUCCGACGCUACGCCCAAUCCGCCACAGCCGCUCUGCUCCCCCCGGACCCGGAACCCGAACCGGACUUCCCGAGACCCGACCCGAAAUACGCCGAGACAAUCUUCGCCGUUCCACGCGCCGCCUCCGGUAAGAGCAUCUCCGCCAAAGAGCGCAAAGCCGGCCGCGUCCCCAGCAUUGUCUUCGAGCAAGAGGACGGCCAGCACGGCGGCAACAAGCGCCUCAUCUCUGUACGGACCAACCAAAUCCGAAAACUUGUUGGUCAUCUCGGCCGCUCCUUCUUCCUCUCCAGACUCUUCGACCUCGAGAUUCAUUUGCACUCGGCCACGGACGCACCGCUUAAUGUGACCUUCAUAAGGGCUCCUUCUCAUGCUUUGUUGAAAGUCGAUAUUCCUCUUGUAUUUCGAGGAGAUGAUGUCUCUCCUGGAUUGAAGAAAGGUGCUUAUUUAAAUACAAUCAAGAGGACUGUAAAGUUCCUUUGCCCUGCAGAUGUGAUUCCUCCAUAUAUUGAUGUGGAUCUGAGUGAGUUGGAUGUCGGCCAAAAGAUAUUAAUGGGAGAUCUCAAGGUUCAUCCGACUCUAAAGCUUCUUCAGUCAAAAGAUGAGCCUGUUUGUAAGAUCAUGGGAGCCAGAGUUUCUGAACAAAAGAAAUCUAAAUAA
This is a messenger RNA of Prunus armeniaca (apricot), 702 nucleotides long. NCBI's taxonomy places the organism in Eukaryota, Viridiplantae, Streptophyta, Magnoliopsida, Rosales, Rosaceae. The record is from the annotation of a GenBank genome assembly.